GCUCUUGGCUGGCUUCUCUUUUGGUAGCUUUUGAUCGAGUUAUCGCUGUGCUGCAACACACAAGCGGUUAGGGUUUCUCUAGCCUGCUGUCGUGACUAUCCCCACCUUUACUGGUCGCGUUUAUGGGCGAGUGUACCUGAACAAAAAAGAAAAGGGACUUGUUUUGAGGCUGUCAGCGCCCGUUGCUGGUUGAAAGCCUUAUUUUUCUAAAGGCUUUGAGUUGCCCUUCCCCCAGGGGGUUCACACUGCGAUUCGAUAUUCCCGCGUCGGUUUCGCCUUUACGUUUGGGCGGGCGACCAACGCCCUUCCAGAACCGGUUUACCAUCCUUUUUCACUGUGACGUGACCUAAUGUUCCGUCCGCACUCGGACCCGCUAGCUCUCCCUUCCCUUCCGAUUCCACCGCCUCGUACUUUUUCUCGCAAUAGAGCAAAGAGUGCAGAGGUUUGGGUUGACGUCCAGCGACGACUUGGCGGGGGAGACCCGGAACCGUCACCACCAUUACUCUUUCCAAAGCUGGGGAGCGUUGGACACGAGAUUCGAGAACCACAAGCACCUCCCAUAGCGCCGUUAGCAUCGCCGCUCCCACCACCUCCUUCACCUUCUCCGCCUCUCAGUAUCAACUCGCUUAUCGAUGACUAUGACAGGUCUACAGAAAGCUCUGGCACUGAAAAUGAGGGAGAUGUCUUUUUCACCCCAAGAGACGACCUUGCAACUCCCAAUGUAACGAAAUCACAUCGGCGAGAUUCCUACUUUCACAUGGUCAUACCGGCUUGCACAUCAUCAUGUCGGGGAGGUCAACGCUCAUGCUCAGAUAUUGGGCGAAAACUACCUAAUCCCGAAGCGCAAAGUGCUCACCGACGAAGAUUUGCGUCCGAUGAUCUCCCCUUGUCAUCGCAGACACCGGAUGACGAGCGAUGGAAUCGUUUGAUUGGAAAGAUGGAAGCAUGGAUGGGCAUGCUGGAUUCUUUAUCUGAAAAGUCUGUCCUUCGCGGGAGGUCGCCUACUCCCCGGAAAAGAUCACCACCACCGCAUCAUCCUGAUGGCAUACAAGUUCGGUCUGGUGAGGACAACAGAAUACACAUCGACAUUGAUCCCGUGGAGUACUUGAUUUCUCACAAUAGAAGAAAAUCUCCACAAACUGGGCAGAGAGACAUUCAGAGUGAGAGUGUGGAGCACAAGGCCGUGAUGGAGUGCUCUGAGGAAACACGAUCCGACCAGGGAUACGGGUCAGGAAAUUCGUCGUUGGAUAGUCCUGGGCCUCCUUUGAUUACCAUUAUUGAUGGGCGGGAACGCGAAAAGAUCGAUGGCGUAAUGCAUACUGAACCCUCGCUGCUUCAGUCAAUGGCUACAGAUAGGUUUGCCCCUCCCCGUAUGGCACGUACCCGGUCUGAUACAGCAUCCACCGACCGCACGAUUGUUCCAGCUUCCCCCAGUGCACCACAGGAUAGCUCAUGCCAGCCACCCGUUCCCCCAGUGAAUCCUGCUCGUCGCAUGUUGGAGAUGUUUCCCCCUCCCUUUCAAGAUGCACAUCCAACUUCCACAUCACCACAAACGCCCAGUCCAUUCCUUCGAGAAGGGGAGCAACUGGUUACUUUAUUUGAUGAACCGGAUGGGGCGCAUAAUAUUCUGUUCGAGUACAUUAUGGAUACUGGAAAGGGAACUGUGACCAAAUGCUUGGUGGGUGCAACGAGAACAAAGUUAAUCGAGUAUUUGACUGCAGAGGCUGAUUAUGAGUUUCUUGCGGAUUUUUUUGUGGGCUAUCGUGCAUACAUGUCGGCGAUGCAACUACUUAAGCUCUUGAUCCUACGAUUACGGUGGGCGCUACAGAAUAUCCAUAGUGCCAUCCAUACACGAGCCCUGAACGGGACGUUCAUUGCCCUCCAUCAUUGGUUGAAAUAUCAUUAUGACAUUGACUACGCGCCAUCAAGUACAUUGCGAUUCACCCUAUCAACAUUUAUUAUCAAGUAUUUGGAAAGUCACACCGCCAUUCAAGAAUCCCCACUGUAUUCAAGAACGGUGGAGACAUUGAAAGCGCUAAUACAAGAGGGCAAGGCGCGGAAUCUGGUCAUCAACGACAGGGCCGAUGCAAUACGUGGGAACAAGGAAAAAGCCAUCGAGACAAAAGGGCAAACUGAGCUUCGUAAAGUUUCGCCUCCUCUCCCCCUACGUGGGUCCAACAUAUCCUCUGCGACAACGAAUAGGUCUCGUAGCUCGGAAUAUACCCCUGCGUCAGAAACAUUCAAGCGGAAGAAACGAUCCAUCUUUCGUCGCCGCAAGCAUCGCAACAAUAUUCUCGAUCCAGAGACAGAUUCUGCGUCUCCAGGAUCACCGCCUGCUUCGUAUCGCUCCUCAGCAACCGGUUCUUAUCGGCCUUUUAUCAUGAACUUUCCUCCUGACGAAACUGCACGGCAUUUAUGCGUGAUAGAACAGGAAUAUGUUCGAGGUAUCCAAUGGACCGAAUUGCUGAACGCUCGAGACUGGACAAAGAGGGAGGUUGGAAAGGCCGACGGAGUCUGGAGAGUAAUUGAUAGGUUCAACAAGACAUGUCGGUGGGUAACCAUUGAAAUCAAUCGGACAACCGACGUGGAGGAAAAGGCAAGAGUGAUUGAGACUUUCAUCCGAAUUGCUCAGACUUCUCUGGCAUAUUGCAAUUUUUCGACCCUACUAUCCAUCUUGCUGGCCCUUCAAAACGCGGCCGUGGAAAAUCUAACCAAGAUCUGGUCCCAAGUCAGCUUGUCUGCCAAGGAUACUCUCCGGUCCCUCCAAGACUUUGCAACCCCCUUUCGAAACUUUCGCGCCAUCCGUUCUGCACAUGUACGUUGUACCGAGGGUGUCUCUAUCGAUGCUUGGGAAGGAGAGGACCAAGUGCAACUCCUCGGCCUGGACGUCCCACGAAAAAGUACAGGCAAAGGGAAAGGAAAGCCACCAGAGCGAUAUGGUGCUGUUCCCUUUCUGGGAUUGAUAUUGAGUGAUUUGGUCUUUAACGAGGAAAUAGACUGGUUUUUGGAGCCUUUUGGAGGUGACCAACCCGCGACGUCGGGCGAGCCAGGCGGUUCAACGGAAAGACAACUGAUCAAUGUGCAACGCGCGAGAAGGCUGGCAAGGAUUGUAAAACAUUUUAGGGCCUUUCAGCAUCCGCUGCGUAGGUACGAAAUUGAUAUUGAUGAGAAUCUAUGGAACAGCCUGGUUGCUUUGGAUGGAAUUUUGGAGGAUGGUAGGGCGUGAAUCUUUUCUUUUUUUUGCAUUGGCGGCGAGUUUUGCAUUGUAUAUCCCUCGUUGUGCGUAUAUUGUUUUCUUUUACGUAGCAUAUUCUGUUUUUGUAUAUAUGAAAGUAGUGUUAGAUGCGAGUGUUAGUCACUUUUAGUACACAUGAGCGAAGGGGCAGGAAGUUACCAUGUGCAAUCAUCUGUGAUGGUAAAAGUUGAAUUGUCAAGAGAUUUAUGAUGGGUUGCAAAGGACUGUCGACUUUUUGC
This is a messenger RNA of Spizellomyces punctatus DAOM BR117, 3474 nucleotides long. RefSeq lists its product as uncharacterized. Gene Ontology annotation, biological process: Ras protein signal transduction; positive regulation of GTPase activity. Gene Ontology annotation, molecular function: guanyl-nucleotide exchange factor activity. Gene Ontology annotation, cellular component: plasma membrane. The record is from RefSeq and is a predicted model, not a curated record. The transcript has 6 exons. Lineage: Eukaryota; Fungi; Chytridiomycota; Chytridiomycetes; Spizellomycetales; Spizellomycetaceae. The coding region runs from base 350 to 3226 and encodes 958 amino acids.